Molecule: messenger RNA, 963 nt
Organism: Cadophora gregata
Lineage: Eukaryota; Fungi; Ascomycota; Leotiomycetes; Helotiales; Ploettnerulaceae
Exons: 2
Coding region: 1-963 (320 amino acids)
Source: RefSeq, a predicted model, not a curated record
AUGGUCAACGUUCUCGUAAUUGGAGCCACUGGCUACAUUGGUCAAGCUCUCACUCAAAGUCUCGUUCGCAGUGGUGACCAUCGCGUUUUUGGUCUCGCCAGAACACCCGAGAAAGCCAAGUCCCUCGAGCGUGAUGAAGUCAUCCCCAUCGAAGGUAGCAUCUCUUCCACCACAGCCCUGACGCAAGCCAUUGAAAUCCACCACAUCAACAUCGUAGUCGACGUCGCCGGCGCAGACAAAGAAUCGCACAAUCUUCUCGCCCUCCUCAAGGACAUCGGCGGCGAGCGUCUCACAGCAGCAUCCAAAGCCGGAGUCCACAUUCCCAAGCUCGGAUUUAUUUACUGCGGAGGAACAUGGGUACCUGGCUCGUCCAACGCCCCAGUCAAUGACUUGAUGCCAGUCGCAGCACUCAACGCACCAACACCUCCUGUAGCACUGACUUCCUGGCGUCCUGUCCUUGAAAGAGAGGUUCUCGCGUCUUCGGAUAUCCUCGAUGUGAUGGUCGUCCGCCCAGCACUCGUUUACGGUCGAUCAUCUGCAAUCUGGACAUCUCUCCUCGAACCCAUCCACGCCGCUGCUAAGAGUGGCUCAAAGACGGUAUCUGUUGCUGCAGAACUUGAUUCCAGGCCAGCACUCGUGCAUGUCGAUGACGUCGCAAGCGGUUUCCACGCUGCCAUCGACAAGCUCCCUUUGAUCUCAGGCACUGGCGUAUAUCCUCUCUUCGAUCUCGUCACGAGUCAGGAGAGCAUGCGCGAUAUACUGGCUGCUGCGGGUAGAGAAUUCGGCUUCAUGGGCACAGUGCAAUUGGCUGGUGCUGGAGAAGAUCUGUUUGCCCAGGCUAUGGGCUGUAGCGCAAACGCUACUUCUGGACGAGCAAGGCAGAUUUUAGGAUGGCAGCCGAAGAAGUAUAGUUUUGUUCAGGGGAUGGAUGUCUAUGCGAAGGCGUGGCUAGCAGGUCAAUAG